GCGGAGAGGCUGGCCUCAGUCGGCCGCGACAUUCGGUCCGCGAUACGAUUCGCCGUUAUCUCGGUCCCGUCUCAACCGAACUCGAGUCGAACGAAGCGGUGCGCGCCGGCAUUCGGCGACGAGUGAGCAACGGUGAGCAAAAUUUUCGGGAUCGAACUCGUCCGUCGAAGGGGAGAGAUGACGAGAGACGUUUCGACGUGUUGACAAACCGUCACCGCCUUUUCCUUCUUCGCCCACGAAGGGUUCGCGAGAACGGUGGCGCGACACCCGCGCGAACGACGAACUAGAAAUGUGCGAAACGUGAACGGAAUCGUUACUCUACGCUAAGGUCGUCGUUUCCCGUUGCUGGGAUACUUUGUGCCGGGGAAUCGAGCGAACUGGAACGUGGCCAACGAAAGCAAACGUUGCGGGACGUUGGAUGGAUGGAUGGAUAGAUAGAUAGGACAGAUUCCCGGGUUUCGCUGACAUCCAACCAUCUAUACAAUAUCAAACCACCACGUGGCUCGAGGGAAUCCGAUCUUCUCUCUCACCCCCCGUACCUUCCUUCUCCCCUCUUCCCUCCCUUAUUCCCGACGCGGGCCAUCGAAAAUUCGCCCAUCUGGAUGUCUCGAACGUGGCCACCGACGACACAUCUAUCUCGUUCGAUCGAGGAAACGAGGAAACGAGGUUGCGCGUCGCGGUCGCGCGAUGCAUCGCUGACAAACUUUUGAGAUUUUUCUCGAUCUCGAUCUCGAUCUCUCGGACGAUAAGAUGUAAGGGUGAAUCGAGGAUUCACGGGAAGAAGACGAAGAAAUGGCGCGGUACGACAGGAGGCUGUUGUUAAUCCCGAUCCUCGUGAUAGCUUGCGCGGUGUUGGCGUCCGAGGCGUCCAAGCACCGUCCCAACGAGGACGCCGCGUACGACGCGAGGCACAGGCACAGGCACAGGCACGAGCAAUCCUCCUCCACCUCCUCCACCUCCUCCUCAUCCUCGAGGAGGAAUCGUCAUGACCUCGUGGACAGGCGAUCGUCGUCCUGGUCGCAGGAGCUCGACUACUACGAGGACGACUCGUCGUUCCUCGACCGGGAGGAGCAUCGAGCGGGCGAGGGGGGGGAGGAGAGGAGGAAGCGGAGGAGGAAGGAGGAGGAGGAGGAGGACGAGGAGGAGGAAGUAGAAGUAGAGGACGACGACGCUCAUCCGUAUCACGAGAGAUCGUAUCCACGGAUCUCGAGGACCCACGGGCGGAUGUUGGCGGCGCGUUACCCGGCCAGGUAUCGGCGAGGCGGUUAUCGCGAGGCGGCCGCCUGGUACCACGAGAAGAACGAGAGGCGCAGAGGAUACGGGGAUCGAGCGUAUCCCAGGCAUCCGAGAUUCGAAGACAGAUCUCGACGAAGGUUGAGGAGUCGCGGCGAGCCGGACUAUUACGAGGACGAGGUCGAUUACGAGUCGGCCAAGCCGCCGAGCCACGACCACAACGAGGAUAUCCUGCUCGAGAAGCAUAGAUCCUGGUGGAGGAACGUGGCGGGCAGGAAGCAGAGGAGGCUCGCCGUCUCGAGCCACGGUUGGCGCCCCCACGAAGCUAGAAGGAAGAGAUACCGUCAUCCCGACGAGGCCGCGUCGAGGAGGCACGAGGACUCGAUACGAAGGAGAUUCAAUUCCACCGGCCGCUACUCGAAAACGGAUGGAAAGAGAACCGGUUAUUUCGGAGACUACGAGUAUCGUAGUGGCGUAGACGAGGUGGACGACGUGGACGACGAUCUACGGGAAGAGCAAGAGGAGGAGGAGGAGGAGGAGGAGGAGGAAGAGGAGGAGGAGGAGGAGGAGGAGGACGAGGAGGAGGACGAGGGAUACGGGAAGGAUGGGAGCGAGGAUCGAAACGAGGGAGAGGAGGAGGAGGAGGAGGAGGAGGAGCUGGACAAUGAUUUUUACAAGAGCGAGAAGAAGAGGAAGAGGAAGAAGUCACCGUUGAAAACUUACGACGAGAUCAUACGAAAGUUGACGUCCGACGAUCCGACCACGCCGAGGUCCGCCAUCAAGAGGGAUUACAGGAACAUACAGAUGGACAAGUACGCGAGACGCGACGGGUCGUUUUCGGCCAAUUUCCGAUACGAGCCCAAGAAUCUGACCAGGCCGUUGCUGUCGCGCGUACACGGGACGAGAAACUCGUCCGGUUAUUAUUACCAGCAAUCUCUGCACGGGGCGAGCGGUGAAAAUUUGGCCGGCUAUCUGUCGACCGGCACGCUGGUGGAGCGGAAAAAGGGCGCGGAGAACAAUGCCGCCAGGGCCUCGUCGAGGGUGGACGAUAGUCAACCGAAGACCAAGAGUCUGGAACAGGAUUACGACGAGUACCUGAACACGUCGGACAACGAGAAGGAAGAGGAAGAGAAGGCUGGGGGAGUCGAGGACGCGGGCACGCAAGCGGACGUCGCUAAUACGGACUACGCCGAGGACGAGGACGAGAACGAAGACGAGACCUCAGCCUCGACCACCCUGUCGAAAAUGAUGAGCAGCAGCUCGACGACCACCACAACGACCAGCACCACCACCACCACCACCACGGCCAGGCCUGUGGUUACUCAGAAUUACGAUUAUCGGGACCCGAGAGCGUACGAGGGUGAUCGUGGUGGGACAGGAGCGCAGUACAACGGGUACCAAUCGAGGAACGACUAUCCCCCGAUGUCGGCGCACAGCGUUCACAAGUGGCAGACUCUGGGCACUCGAGAGAGCGUCAAAGAAACCAGGGGCAACAUGCAGCAAUAUAAUAAGAACGGGAAGACGGCGGAAAUCCGAGAGGCUCUUCAACACGCGAUCAAGGUGUCGCGGGAGGGGAGCUGCCAGUGGCCACGGCCAAGGGUGAUUCCAGUUCGCGACGUGUACCCGAGCCCGUCGACCACCUACGUCCCGCACUGCGCCAUCUUGCACAGGUGCUCGGACGACACCGGGUGCUGCAGAUCGGAAGCCCUCACCUGCGUGCCCAAGCACUCGCAUCGAGUCGAGCUUUCCUUCUACACCACGAAUGUGGGUGGCGGUAGCGUGGUGGAGAAAUUGUCUUUCUACAAUCACACGGAAUGCGAGUGCCGAGAGAGAACCGAGUACGACGCGAGCAACGAGAAAUCCUUGGAGCACAGAGUCUACAGACACCAUCCGUCCUCCUCGCAGCCUCAAAACAUGAGAAGGGCACAGCCGAGAAAACCGUGCCGGUGUCCCUCGGAAUUCACACCGAGGAUCACCGUCGAUGGCGUGUGCCAGUGCAACUGUUACGAGAACCGUCAAAACUGCAUCAAGAUCCGACGAGGGAAAGGUUACUUCUCCCUCGCUGAUAGAUUGUGUAUACAGAACGAAGAGUGCGCGAUGCCUAGCUGCGAAUUUGGCGAAUACAUGAGGCGACAAGGCAAGUGUCCCAGGAAAAAGGACAAAUUCGACACGAUUGUUAAUCAUUACACGAACCAUCACCGGUACAGGAGCUAGAGGGAGGUAGGAAGAACGAGAAUAAUCGUGCCAGUGGGAAGAAGAAGAAGAAGAAGAAGCCAUGGAGGAAGAGGAAGAACGUGAAAAAAGCGCGACGAAUAAUCAACGGUGCCAUUUUCCUUUCCCAGUGCCUUUUGCGAAAGACUCGAUAUAUACAUAUGUAUAUGUAAUAAUACUCUUCGAAUCAAUUUACAUGUAUUUUCACCCCGGACAUUACCGCCAUUAUAUUUUUCUACUGCUAUCGUAAUUAAUAAAUCGAAAAAGAGGUACUUUGAUCGAAACGCGAAGGUUCGUCGAGUGGUUCGAGAUUAUCGCAUCCCCUCGUGUUAAUUCUGUCUUCCUUUGAUACUUCGAUCGGUGAAAUUUCGUCGUUUCGAUCCCAAUUCAACGUGUGGAUUCAAACGUGUCGAAUCUUUCGAUCUUUGUAAAUCGUGAAUAAUCGUGAUUUGCUCGGCUAAAACUUGUUACAGAUCUGAGAGAGGGAUGGAAUUACUCUUGAUAUAAUAAUAGACUCUAUUGUCAUAGGACGACGAGCCUAGUCCGAGAUCCUGUCUCCAUUCUGCGCCAGACGAUUCCCCUCGAGAGUUCGAUGAACUUAUACAGUCAAUCGCCCGUGCGAAGGACACCGACGGUCGUAUACCAAAGCGAGGAAAUAUAGUAAACGCGAGAAGUAAUUGCGCGCAAACUUAACGUAAAUCUCUCGAUAUUCUCCUACGAUUUUAUGUUCACGCGUAAAUGUGCAAGAGAUACUUGUGUUCAUCGAAGAACAAAUCGAAAGAAGCGAAAAACGAACGAUACGAACCGAACGCGUACAAGCGAGAGAUAUAAAUAACAUUUUUUCCCGAUGAACCCACCGUAGGAUCAUCGCCUAUCUGUACAGAUGAUGGAUCUUGCGAGUAUACGAGAUGAGAAUAUUGUAAGUUAAGUAUACGAGAAGAAAAAGAAGAGAAAGGAAAAGAAAGGAAGUAAAAGUACGAGUUGUCCGAUCGCAUCCUUCGAAUCGUGAGUGUUUCGUAUCGUAUUCUCCUAAUCGUGUUUUCUACGCUUUAUUAUCGUAGUAUGUACUUAUGUACUUACGUAUCUAAUAGCCAACUUAAUCGUGAAACCGAUUUGACAGCUUGCCCAGCAUUUACGAGCCAAUCGAAACAUCGUGUACAAUUGUGUAUACAUCGUGUAUAGAUUUACGUUUUAAGAUUUUACUUGCAUUGAUUUUUCAUUUUCGAUUACUUUUAUGCACGUUCAUUUUCAUAUUAUGCGAAAUAUAAAACAAAUACAAAUUCGUACGGAUGGCGUUCAAUCGUGUCAUUUUCCGCGCAAUCACCAAUUUUUUUUUUAAUUUUGAUCUAUCUAUGAUCCAAUGUACGUGAUAAAUCAAAGGCGUUCUUUCAUUUUUUUCUGCCUAAUUUUCUACUAUCGAUCGUGAAAAUGUACAGAACGCCGUUUAACAUUCAGCUUGCUGUUGUACUCGCUACCAAUUCUAGCCAAUAUACAUAUAUGUAUACAUAUAUAAAUAUAGACGUAGUCAAUAAACCAAUAAAGUUGUAUAAAAAGA
Messenger RNA from Apis mellifera (honey bee), 4999 nucleotides. RefSeq names its product trichohyalin. The record is from RefSeq and is a predicted model, not a curated record. Gene Ontology annotation, cellular component: membrane. The transcript has 6 exons. Bases 793 to 3447 code for a protein of 884 amino acids. Gene Ontology annotation, molecular function: growth factor activity. Gene Ontology annotation, biological process: hemocyte migration. NCBI's taxonomy places the organism in Eukaryota, Metazoa, Arthropoda, Insecta, Hymenoptera, Apidae.